AUGUCCAUGAGCCGAAUCCUGCCCGUCGGCCAAAAAGCUCGUUUUGUUAUCAUCCCACUUCGCAGUGCUCAUCAUGCUGCUCCAGCUGCCACUGGUGCUUCAGUAAGACCAGAAGAGCUUGACGAUCCUUCUUUCUUCCAGAAGGUCGCUCUCAGAUGGAAGGGUAUUCCUCUCAAGGGUGAGGCUGCUCCACCAAAAUCCAUGUUCGAUGACUGUGGAAAGGAAUGGUUCGCUCCUCAACCACUCCCAGAAGUCCCAAAGGACUUCAAGGAGCAUCCAGAUCGCGACUUAGUAAACUACCCAUAUCCAGCUCGUCCAAUGUAUCCACCCAAGACUCGCAUGCUCAUGAUGCCUGACUCUUGGUUCGCACCAUUCCAAAAGGUUACCGGAGUCUCUGGACCAUACCUCUUCUUCGGAGGUCUCUUCGCUUUCCUUGUUAACAAGGAAUUGUGGGUAUUCGAAGAGCAGGGACACAUGACCGUCGGAUGGAUCUUGUUCUACCUUCUUGUUUCCAGAACCUCUGGAUUCAAGAUUGAUAACUGGCUCUAUGGAGAGUACCAAAACAGAAUGAACUACUUCAAGGGACUUAUCCAAGAAGAUCUUAAGGAUGCCGUUGAAUUCAGAAAGACCUCAGCUGCCGAGACCCAAUCUCUUACCGCUGUUAAGGAAGCUUUCCCAACUAUCCUCAAGGAGAACAUGCAACUCCAACUUGAGGCUAACUACAGAAAGAACGUCCAAUCUGUUGCUACUGAGCUCAAGAGAAGAUUAGACUAUCUUAAGGAGACUGAGGAAGCCAAGAAGCGUUUCGAACGUCAACAAAUGUUGAAAUUCAUCAAUGAAGGAGUUGAGAAGCAAGUUAACGACAAGGCUUUCAAGGACCAAUAUCUCCAGAAUGCCAUCCAACAGCUUAAGGGACUCCAAGUUCAACUUUAA
Molecule: messenger RNA, 933 nt
Organism: Auanema sp. JU1783
Lineage: Eukaryota; Metazoa; Nematoda; Chromadorea; Rhabditida; Rhabditidae
Source: the annotation of a GenBank genome assembly